Lizanozyma spartinae is the source of this 2316-nucleotide messenger RNA. RefSeq names its product DEAH-box ATP-dependent RNA helicase (gene PRP43). The coding region runs from base 1 to 2316 and encodes 771 amino acids. The transcript has a single exon. Gene Ontology annotation, molecular function: ATP binding; RNA helicase activity; RNA binding. NCBI's taxonomy places the organism in Eukaryota, Fungi, Ascomycota, Pichiomycetes, Serinales, Debaryomycetaceae. Gene Ontology annotation, cellular component: intracellular anatomical structure; spliceosomal complex. The record is from RefSeq and is a predicted model, not a curated record.
AUGUCAGGCGAUAGUGAAAGAAAGCUUAAGAAGCUUAAGAAGUCUCGGUCAAACUCUUUUGCUGAGCAAGUUGCCGAAGAAGCUGAAGAACAAAUAAGACUUCAUCCCCAUCCAGUUCCAGAAGAAUCAAUGAAUGUACAUGAUGAUGGAGAGUUCCGUAAUUUAACAAGACACCAAACAACUGCUUCUCAGGCAGAAGAAUUGGAGAAUGCAACUGUUAACCCAUUCACUGGUAAUGAGUUUUCACAGAAAUACUUUUCGAUUUUGAAGACUCGUAGAGAUUUACCAGUUCAUGCUCAACGUCAAGAAUUCUUGGAUACAUUCCAUAAAUCUCAAAUUAUGGUGUUUGUUGGUGAGACUGGUUCCGGUAAAACCACACAGAUUCCUCAAUUUGUUCUUUAUGAUGAGAUGCCUCAAUUGAUUGGGAAGCAAGUUGCUAUAACUCAACCAAGAAGAGUUGCUGCAAUGUCAGUUGCUGCUAGAGUUGCUGAUGAAAUGGAUGUUGAAUUGGGUGAUGAAGUUGGUUAUUCUAUUCGUUUUGAAAAUAAAACAAGUAAUAAGACCAUUUUGAAGUAUAUGACAGAUGGUAUGCUUUUAAGGGAAGCCAUGGAGGAUCAUGAUUUAUCUCGUUAUUCGUGUAUUAUUCUUGAUGAAGCCCAUGAAAGAACUUUAGCCACAGAUAUUUUGAUGGGUUUAUUAAAGCAAGUAGUUCUUCGAAGACCUGAUUUAAAGUUGAUUAUUAUGUCAGCCACAUUAGAUGCUGAAAAGUUUCAAAAAUAUUUCCAUAAUGCUCCAUUAUUGGCUGUACCUGGUAGAACUUUCCCUGUUGAAAUAUAUUAUACUCCCGAAUUUCAAAGAGAUUACUUUGAUGCAGCUAUUCGUACUGUUUUACAAAUUCAUGCUACAGAAGAUGAAGGUGAUAUUUUACUCUUUUUAACUGGUGAAGAUGAAAUUGAAGAUGCAUGUCGUAAAAUUUCACUUGAAGCUGAUGAAUUGAUUAGAGAACAAAAUUGUGGACCUUUAAAAGUGUAUCCACUUUAUGGUACUUUACCACCUCAUCAGCAACAGAAAAUUUUUGAAAAGGCUCCAGAGAAGUUAUCACCUAAUGGAAGACCUGGUAGAAAAGUUAUUAUAUCAACCAAUAUUGCUGAAACAUCUUUGACCAUUGAUGGAAUUGUUUAUGUUGUUGAUCCUGGUUUCAGUAAACAAAAGGUAUACAAUCCUCGUAUUAGAGUUGAAUCACUUUUGGUUUCACCAAUCUCAAAGGCUUCAGCUCAACAAAGAGCUGGUAGAGCUGGUCGUACUAGACCAGGUAAAUGUUUCAGAUUAUACACUGAAGAAGCAUUUAAAAGAGAAUUGAUUGAACAAAGCUAUCCUGAAAUCUUAAGAUGUAAUCUUUCACUGACAGUUCUUGAAUUAAAGAAACUUGGAAUUGAUGAUUUGGUUCAUUUUGAUUUUAUGGAUCCUCCAGCACCUGAAACUAUGAUGAGAGCAUUAGAAGAAUUGAAUUAUUUAGAAUGUUUGAGCGAUGAAGGUGAUUUAACAGCAUUAGGCCGUAUGGCAUCAUUUUUCCCUUUAGAUCCUACAUUGGCAGUUAUGUUAAUUGGAUCACCCGCUUUCCAAUGUUCUGAAGAAAUCUUAACUAUUGUUUCUCUUCUUUCAGUUCCUCAAGUGUUUGUUCGUCCAGCUCAAGCACGUAAACGUGCGGAUGAAUGUAAAAUGGCAUUUGCUCAUGCAGAUGGAGAUCAUUUAACAUUGUUGAAUGUUUAUGCGGGAUUUGAAGGAGAUGAAGCUUAUAACUUGGGAGCACAUCAAUGGUGUCGGGAUAACUUUCUUAGUUAUAGAUCAUUGGUGAGUGCGCGAAAUGUUCGUAAACAACUUAGACGGAUCAUGGAGAAUCAUGAAUUGGAAUUGAACUCCAUUGAUAUGGAAGAUCCCUCAUAUUCUACACAAGUUCGUAAAGCCCUUACAGCUGGAUUUUUCAUGCAAGUUGCCAAAAGAAAGAGCAGAAGUAAGAAUGGAUAUAUAACUGUCAAGGAUAAUCAAGCAGUAUUAAUUCAUCCUUCUACAACAUUAUCUAUGGAACUGGAUUGGGUAUUAUACAAUGAAUUUGUGUUGACCACCCAAAAUUAUAUUCGUACGGUUACACCUAUUAGACCAGAAUGGUUAUUUGAGAUUGCACCUAAAUAUUAUAAUAUGGCUCAUUUCAUGGAAGGUGAUGUUAAGAUGAGUUUGGAUAGGGUUUAUGAACGAGUAUCUACGUUUCAGAAACUUUCAGAUAAGAAAGAGAAGAAACUGAAGAAACUGAAGAAAUAA